Molecule: messenger RNA, 1521 nt
Organism: Glarea lozoyensis ATCC 20868
Lineage: Eukaryota; Fungi; Ascomycota; Leotiomycetes; Helotiales; Helotiaceae
Exons: 3
Coding region: 1-1521 (506 amino acids)
Source: RefSeq, a predicted model, not a curated record
AUGCUUUUCACUACCUACAGUUAUGCCAAUUUAGCAAUUAUUCUCCUUUCACUCAGCUCUGUCAAUUGUCAAGAACACACAUCGAAAUCUUGUGUCGAGAACGCACUCGACCUGAGUUGUCAUCCAGAUCAUCAGGUAUCGUCACUAGACGAACCUAUUGCGAAACACAAACGGCACUCAGGUCCCUGGCAGAAAGUUGAGGACUUUGUACGACGAACUAUCGUGUCAAUCAGAGGAGCUGGGGCUAUUGGAGGUGUUGUGUCUUUUAUACCCAACCCCGACUUGCCUGCUGUACCAUCAACAAGCACUAGCUUUGUUUCCGUUCCAAGCAAUGGACUUGGGGAUGUCCCGGAUGUACCGAAUGUCGCCUUGCCUCCCAUACCAACUACGAGCUCUACCUUUGUUUCUGUUCCAACCAACGGGCUUGGAAAUGUUGCUGAUCCGACACCGGUAACUACAGAUGCGCCUGCAAGUCAAACGGAUUCUCCUGCUGUACCAGUUCCCACUACCACAGCCAGUGAUAGUGGACCGCCUGUAGUUCCCAUUGUAGGAGGUGGGACUGUCGGUGGUGGUAGUGGAGGGGGAGACUCUGGAGGUGGAGGAGGAAGUUCUGGUGGAGGAGGAGGAACGUCUGGUGGAGGAGGUGGAAGCUCUGGUGGUGGAGGAGGAAGCUCUGGUGGUGGAGGAGGAAGCUCUGGUGGUGGAGGGGGAGGCUCUGACGGAGGCGAAACGGACAAUAAGCCUGACGAGAAUGACGACAACGACGAAGAUGACGAUGACGAAGAGUCCUCUUCAUCCGCCUCAUGUACUCAAACUCAGACAGCAUCCUCAUGUCUGGACAUUUGUGCUACUGUCACAAGUGGGAGUAUUUCUUGCACCCAGACAUGCUCAACGACAACAGGCUGCUCUGUCACCAACACAGCAUCAACGACAACGAAGAGCUGUACGAAUUCUUUGCCAUGUCAGACGAUCGUCGUAACGACUAUUGAUGGACCUGUGAAGACUUCAUCCAACUGCCCUGAUUGCGAAACAUCGACAUCCACCACGGCGGUCAAUCCAACGAAUGUUUUCACUCUAGCACCGGUAGCAGAAGGACAGCCUUACACCAUCACAGUUGUUGCCGACUUUGUUCUUGACAGACCACCUCCCGUCGAUACCCGCAAAGCUUUGGAGGGAAUGAGUAGCAUCGACCGAGAGCAGCUGGCAGCGCAACCAAGCGGAUUACUGACAACAACUUCCAGCAUUACUCCCCCAGCGCCAACACCAGAUGAUACACUGCCUUCUGUUGGCGAUUUCCUGGGAGGCCCGCACAAUGUGGCACCAGCUUGCGAGUCAGCAACAGAAACAACAGACUGCAAGUGUGAAGGACCAAACGCUGGAAAGACGCCUUUUUGCAAUACUAUCAUGACGCCCCAUCAAUGCGCAUGCGGAUCUUCUUCUUUGAAUUUGGGAAAUCUACCGAAGCGUGCGAUUGCCGCCAGGAGUUUUGCGGGGUUUCUUCGAUCGACAUUUCGGGCGUGA